CAACAGAUUUCAUCGAAUAGUAAACCAAAUGCAACAUUCCUAUCGCGCAGCUUUAUCAUCAGCUGCGUAACUCGCUCUUCUUCUUCUUCUUCUUCUUCUUCUUCUAUCCCCAUCUCUUGGUGAAGGAAGAAACCAAAUCGAUGUCAACUCCAGGCCGAUGCCGAACAGCUAGAAAUCCAUAUUCUUCAAUUUUGUUAACUACUUGAGCGUUGAUUCUCUCUUUCUGCAAACGAUUAUGGCAUUUCGAGCUGUUAACAGUUGCUCAGUCCUCCGCUCUGCUUCGUCCCCGCCUCUCUCUGCCUUCCGAUGCUGCCACUUCAAUCCAAGGAAUCUUCAGUUUCGAUGGAGCUCGAAAUUAAACUGUAGGUCUCCUGUAUUAUGGCAUAAACACCGAGUUUCUAGGAGUGGUGGAGGUCGAUUCUACUCCUUGUACAGUAUUGUUGAAAGCGUUGUCGAAGAGCUCGAAGCUCUGCGCCGGCGAAAGAAAGUUUCUGCUACCGCUAAAAUGGGAAUGGUGGGCAUGAGCAGUGAUGAUGGUACUGAAGAUAAGCUUAUGAACCGAACAUUGGAAAAGGGACUGCUGCUGGAGUUCAAGAAGGACUCGGAGAGAGUAUUACUGGCAGUUGCUCAGAGACCUGAUGGGAAAAAAAACUGGAUGGUGUUCGAUCAGAAUGGUGUCACUUCAUCUAUUAAGCCACAACAAGUUACAUACAUUGUUCCAGGUGUUGAAAAUUUCGAGCAGACAGAAAUUGCAGACUUCAUUAAAAAAGCUGAGGAUAACUUGGACCCGUCACUGUUGGAGUUUGCAUGGCUUGAGCUUCUAGAACAAAAUAAGGCAGUGACUACCGAAGAAUUAGCUGAGAUGAUAUUUGGGAGUACAGAACCUCUUGAUAGCUACUGUGCACAUCUGUUGUUAUCAAGAGAUGAAUUAUACUUCACUGUUCUGCAGACAAAAGGUUCGCGAUCUUUUUAUGGUCCAAGACCUACUGACCAAGUUGAAGAACUUCAACGUAAAAAGCUUGCAAAGGAGGCAGCUGAGAAAGAACUACAAGAGUUUGUAGAAUUAUUGAAAUCUGCUAAGGCAAUGCCUUCGAAGUCCAAACCACCUAAAUCAUCCUGGGCAGCUGAAGAGAAAACCAGACACAAGAUUGAGUCACUUGAAUCUUAUGCUAUUGAUGCUUGCAAGGAUGAUGAACAGAGGAAAACAGCUGGGAUGAUUCUCAAGGCUAUGGGACUGGUGAGAACAACAUCAUCAGCAGUAAAUCUUCUCAUAGAUAUAGGGUAUUUCCCUCGGCAUGUUAAUCUUGAUCUUCAGAAGUUCAACAUUCGGACAUAUCAUUCAGAUGAGAUUAUAGCAGCUGCGGAAUCACUUUUACUGGGGGCAUCAGAUCCCGAUGAGGUUGACAGGAAGAAUCUCACACAUCUUAAGGUUUAUGCCAUUGAUGUUGAUGAAGCGGAUGAGCUUGAUGAUGCAUUGAGUGCAACAAGAUUGUCAGAUGGUCGAAUUAAAAUAUGGAUUCAUGUUGCUGAUCCAGCUAGAUUUGUUCAACCAGGGAGCAUAGUAGACAGGGAGGCCAUGGAAAGAGGAACUUCUAUAUUUCUUCCUACAGCCACAUACCCUAUGUUUCCAGAGAAACUAGCAAUGAAUGGAAUGAGUUUAAAACAAGGAGAAAUUUGCAAUGCAGUUACUGUAUCUGUUGUCCUUCAUUCUGAUGGAAGCAUUGCAGAAUAUUCUGUGGAAAACUCAAUCAUCAAACCAACUUACAUGCUGACAUAUGAAAGUGCGUCGGAGCUGCUUAGUUUGAACUUGGAAGAGGAGGCUGAACUUAAAGUUCUAUCUGAGGCUGCAACUUCGCGAUUAGCAUGGCGAAGGCAACAGGGUGCAAUCGACAUGCCUUCUUUGGAGACACGGAUCAAGGUAGCAAAUCCAGAAGACCUGGAUCCUGAAAUCAAUCUCUACGUAGAAAACCAAGAUAACCCUGCCAUGCGACUUGUUUCAGAGAUGAUGAUCCUAUGUGGAGAAGUUAUAGCCACUUUUGGUUCUCGCAAUAACAUUCCGUUACCCUACAGAGGACAACCUCAAACAAAUAUUGAUGUAUCUGCAUUUGCACAUCUUCCAGAAGGACCUGUUAGGAGCUCUGCAAUAGUUAGAACAAUGCGUGCUGCUGAAAUUGACUUCAGUAAGCCUAUACGCCAUGGGAUUUUGGGAAUUUCUGGUUAUGUCCAAUUUACAUCUCCCAUCCGUAGGUAUUUGGACCUCGUUGCACAUUAUCAGGUUAAGGCAUUCCUUAGAGGCGACUCUCCUCCGUAUUCCCAUGGUCAAUUGGAAGGGAUAGCAUCUACUGUAAAUAUAAAUACUAAAUUGGCAAAGAGACUCUCAAGCCUCAGUCAUCGUUAUUGGGUAUUAGAGUACUUGAGACGGCAACCAAAAGAAAACAGAUAUCGAGCGUUGAUUCUUAGGUUCAUUAAAGAUCGAAUUGCAGCCCUGCUGUUGGUUGAGGUGGGGCUUCAAGCAUCUGCAUGGGUUUCUCUUGGAGCAGAAAUUGGAGAUGAAGUACAAGUUCGAGUGGUGGAUGCCCAUCCACGUGAUGAUGUUCUUUCUCUGAAGGAGAUCAUUCAGUAGAUAUAUGAAGUUCUCUGAAGUCAAAUGUUUUAUGACAAGGUGUCACUCCCUAAACUUUCACGGCUUGAUACCACGAGAAUUCACCAAGAGUUCAUUUCGUGAAUCUCAACCAUAUGUCCAGCUAUAUUGUGGAAAUUGUGGUCGUUUUAGAAGGUAUGAAUUACUUGAAGCCUUCUAUACCAUGGGGCUAUUAGCCGUGCUGCCAUUUUUGUAUCUUCUAGUUUGUUACACAGUGAUUGUUGCUACUAGAUCAAGUACGAUCACCUUGGUCUUGAGCUAGAGCAUUAAUCUGUUGAGUAGGUUGUAAAUGAAUUACAUUUGUUGGAGGAAACUGGAAACAUCAUGGAGCUUUUCGAUAGUUCAUCACUUUAUAUUUGAUACAAAAUGAAAGGACCUUUCAAGCUAAUAAAAAGAUUGUGGGUCCCUACUUCUGGAAA
Messenger RNA from Cucurbita moschata (crookneck pumpkin), 3060 nucleotides. RefSeq names its product ribonuclease II, chloroplastic/mitochondrial-like. Bases 236 to 2623 code for a protein of 795 amino acids. Lineage: Eukaryota; Viridiplantae; Streptophyta; Magnoliopsida; Cucurbitales; Cucurbitaceae. Gene Ontology annotation, molecular function: RNA binding; 3'-5'-RNA exonuclease activity. The record is from RefSeq and is a predicted model, not a curated record. Gene Ontology annotation, biological process: mRNA catabolic process. Gene Ontology annotation, cellular component: P-body; exosome (RNase complex). The transcript is spliced from 15 exons.